Messenger RNA from Maudiozyma barnettii, 1935 nucleotides. RefSeq names its product Med1p (gene MED1). The record is from RefSeq and is a predicted model, not a curated record. The transcript has a single exon. The coding region runs from base 1 to 1935 and encodes 644 amino acids. NCBI's taxonomy places the organism in Eukaryota, Fungi, Ascomycota, Saccharomycetes, Saccharomycetales, Saccharomycetaceae. Gene Ontology annotation, cellular component: mediator complex. Gene Ontology annotation, biological process: regulation of transcription by RNA polymerase II. Gene Ontology annotation, molecular function: transcription coregulator activity.
AUGACUACAGAUAAAUACACUGAUACUCUAAAUGAGAUGAUCACAUUAUUCAAGAACUAUAAGCCUGGUAUUGUUACAUUGGAUAACAUAACUAAACUAUGCCAAACCCUUGGAUUGGAGUCGUUCAUCGAUGAUGUAGAUAAUGAAGUGGCAAGAUUAUCAACUGCGUCGAAAAUUAUAGUCAUUGAUAUCGAUUUUAUUAAAUCUGAAGGGAAAGUUAAAGAUGUUAAACUGGUAUUGGCAUCCAAUUUUGACAAUUUCAACUAUUUUGAAAAUAAGAAUCCUCUGGAGUCGGGUCUUCAGUCUCAAGAUAAAGAAAGUAAUAUAUUACUAAAAUCUUUAAUAGAGUAUCCUAAUUUGAAUGAAUUUCAUGAAAACUUAGAAUUCUUGUAUUUAUUAGAUUCGUAUUCACAAUUAGAUGUCGAUUCCAAUAACUCCGUACAUGGUUCUGGUGGUUUACAUGGUUCUGGUAACAAUCAUUCAGAUUCUAAUAAUAAUAAUACAACCACAGGCAAUCUAUCUAAUGGUGCAAACAAUUCACCAAUCGGAUCUAAUAAUACUAAGAAUGCUAACGGUAACAACAACAACAAUAAUAAUAGUAGCAGUAAUAAUCAAUUGGAGAAAAAUAAAUUAGAUUUGUUCAAAUAUUAUACUGAAUUGAGUCAAUAUAUCCAAGAUUAUUUACUGGAUCGCGGUAUUAAAUGGAAUGUAGCAACUAAUCUAGAUAGUAAAUUUGGUAUAUAUAUCAUCACCGCAGAUACAGAACGAGAAAUAGUUGCUAAGAUAACCUUUAAGAAAUCUUUGGAUCCACAACAUAUAUUAUAUGAAUAUAUUUACUCUAAGGAUACCAAAGAAUGGAUAAACGAAUCUGCAGAGUCCUACACAAUGGGUGUUUCGCUAGUUAUGGAGAUUAUUUCAGAUUCUAUAUGGUUCCCAAAAUCAUUCAUCUCAACUGAUGUGAUAUUCGAUAAUAAUACACAAACAAAUGGAUUAAUUCGAACCAAUAUAAAUAAAUCUAAUAGUCGCCAAAGAGAUGACAAUAUUAAUAAUUACAACUCGACCAAAUUCCUGAAACUACUAACCAAUUUAGAAGAUGGUUCACAUCCUCCAAGUGGUAAUGGUCUAUAUUAUCAUGAUAAGAUCCGUCUAAUCAAUGAUUUUACAAGUCCACUGAUAAGGUUACCAUUUUUUGACAUUAGUAAUGAUAACAUUGAUCUAAUUGAUGAAAUAUUAACUUGGACACUAUGGUCUAAAAGAGUGCUGGAGAAUAUUGUUGAACUGAUGAUGGUUCAAAAGGAAUCUACAAGUACAUAUGAUGAUGAUCACAAACUGUUAUUAGCUCCAAAUGGAAAUAUACGCUCGAGUGUGGAUACCAGCACAAAUACUACUCUUGGAUUCAAUUCAAUCGAUCAUUAUAGACACAACAGUGUGUCUGGAGCUAACGUAACACCCGAUAUUGGUAUGAGAAGAAGACGAUCAUCCAAUAAAGGGAAGAGACCCAGUAUUACUGAAGCGACAAUGUUCAAGGACGAAGGAUUGCAACAAUUUAACUUACAUGAUGUUAUGUCGGAACAACAUUCCGUUAUUACAGAGGAAGACGACGAUGAUUACAAUACAACACAGGGUCACAACAAUGAACAUAUGUCUACUGAUGAUAAUGGCCAUUCAAAUAACGAUGGUCCUGACACUAGCAAAGAUGUACCAGUCAUGGAAGAUGAUAGUCGGAUGGAUAUUGAUCCAAUGGAAUUAGGUAAUGAUAUCGAAGACACCCGAGAUAUCAAAGAAGAACAAGAACAAGAGACCACAGUGCAAGAGCUAAUACCGCUAAUUAUCUGUGAGGACCAUAUAUCUCUGGGAGAUAUCGCCAGUUGUAAUUUAUAUGAACCAGUUUCUAAAUGGGAUGCCUUCAUGUCAAGCUUCCGCCAAACCAUUUAA